AUGAAUGGGAGGUUAAUGUAUGGUCUGGUGAGUCGGAAGUCCCUGGCCAAGAACACGAUUAUGGGAGCCGACCAGUUAAACAGCUAUGUAACACUGAAGCUGCAGAAUGUCAAGUCGACUACAGUGUGCGUCAAGGGCCCCCAACCAUGCUGGGAACAGGACUUCCUCUUCGAAACCAACCGGCUGGACACGGGCAUGCUGGUGGAAGUGUGGAACAAGGGCCUCAUAUGGGACAAAGCGCUGGGCUACCACUGGAUCCCACUCACCAACAUACAGUACUCCAACGAGGAGGGAGAGGGCCGGUGGUACCAGCUGGACGCGGAGCGAGUGCUGGAGGACGGCGAGGUGACGGGGACGAGGGACCCCACCGGCGAUUCCAUCCUGUUGGACUGCCGCUUCGAGCUACCAUGGGAGCUGGAGGAGACGGAGGCGCAGGAGCUGCAGAGGAAGCUGGAGGUGCUCAACCACCUCAUGGAUCAGGAAACCCGGGGGGCGCUGGGACCCUCCAGGACUCCCCAGCAGACUCUCAUGUCGAGAAUGUCAGAGGACAGCGACUACACGAGCGAUAUCAACUACCCGGUGGGGCAGCAUCCGAACUCCUCGGCGUCGCAGUUCUUGUCGGUGGCCAACCAGAUGUCGACGCCUCAGAGAUCGCUGGAGACGAGCCGCGAGAACUCGUACGAGCGCGAGGACAGUGUGCAGUACGGCGUGGACGGCCCCCUGGACUCGUACGGGCCGGCGAGUGACCGCGGCUACUACGACGACACGUACGAGAACAACAAGCGUAACGAGGGGCGCUCCCACACGGGCGGCUUCGAGGAAGACCUGUACUACAACAGCCGACCGAACAACAGGAAAGACUAUAGGUAUCGCCAGGACCCGUGGGAUGACGAGAGCAGCCCGGUGAGCAGCUACUUCAGUACCCACGAGUACAUCAGCCAGUACGCGAACCAGGAGGACUUCGACAAGGCGCCCGUCACCACCACCACCACCACGACCACCACGUCCUCCAGCAACGCCAGAGGGAAGCUCACCAGAGCCAAACCGCAUAAGGAUGAGGAAGACGGAACGACGCGGCGACCAAGCUUGGAGAGACAGAUCACCCUGUACGAUGAGCAAGGCGGGGGAACGAGUGGGGACGUGACCAGUCGAGAAAACAGGUACUCAAACUACCAUAGCUACUAUCACCAGUACUCCACCAGCCAGGAGGAACCCAGUAGUGCAGUGCCUGGUGAUGAGGUGGAACAGACAAAUGAACGCUACGAAAAUGAGCAGGAAGUGUGGUAUGAUAAAGACAGGACAGAGGGAUACUAUGGGGAGUAUGGCAAAGAGUACUCCAAGGACGAGGGCUACCAGAAUGACAAAACGGACGACGGCUACGCUGGGGAGCAGUACGAUGAAUAUGGGUAUGAUCAGUACGGGCAAUACUAUGACUAUUACGGGUAUGAUAAGAACGCUGAGAACUAUGACUAUUCUCAGUAUGGGUAUUACGGCUAUGAAGGGUGGGAGAACUACUACCAGAACUAUGAUGGUUAUUACGGUUAUUAUGACGAGGCAGGGGUCUUUCAUAAUUACAAUGAAAAUUAUAAUUAUGCUUAUAGAAGCAAUGAACAUUUGGACACUUCCGAGGAGGUGCAAGGUGAUAGUUACAAAGGCCUCGGUGGGUCGCUGGAUGCCUACAAGAUGAUCACCGCUUACACUACCACAGCCACCACCACAGCUAUCACCACCACCACAGCCAUCAGCCCCGCGAUGACCUUCACCACAUCUACCACCACGAAGCCUUUGGGUAACCACGUGGCGCCCGCACAAAAGCCUCAGCCCAAAGUGGACGGAGGCCUCUUCAACAAACUGCUGCCACAACUUCCUAUUUCCCUUUCAUCCACAACCACUACUGCCGCUGCCACCACGACCACCACAACCACCACCAUCACCACGACGCAGUCUAGCCGCCCCCUCCAGCAGCCAACCAUCCCGCAGGCUAGGCCGGUCACAGCACAACAGGCAGCUCAGCAGCAUACAACAAUGCAACAAAAGCAACAACAACAGCAGCAAAAGCCAGCAGCCGGCGGCUUUGGUUUGUUCGGCGGCAUGAACAAGAAAGGUGGCCUUUUCAAUGCCAUGUCCGGCAUAACGUCCAAAAUGAGCGACACACUAAACACGGCAGUUAAAGAAGUUUCAGCAGUUGCACAACAUGCGAAUGUUGCAGCUCAACAGACCACCAAAGCGGCAACAGCUAAGGCGGCGGCUGCGGCCAAGUCAGCCGGAGUCGUGCCUCCCGCCGCUGCCCAGAAGGCGCCGACGCCUCCCGCCGCGCAGCCCAAGCCCAGCGCCCCGAUGACGCCUCGCAUGACCCUCACCAAGCAGGAGAGCGUGCGCAGCGACAAGAUGCCCGGGGACGAGGCCGAGAGGCGGUCCCUGGCCACGUUGCCCGAGGUCUCGGACCCGGCGUACCAGAGCGACUCCCUGGACCAGCAACAUCUCUGGCACCAGGACAGCUUCGAAACCGCACACACAGACAGAACACAGCCGCGCCAGGACAGCUACGAGACGGCGCCGGAGGAUUCCAUCUACGACGAGGAAAUCGAACCCCAUCCUCACGACGCGGAGUAUGACGACUACUAUUCUCGUCAUCCUGGGGAGUAUCAGGACUCAUACUACGGUGACUACUACGAUGAUGAUCCUCACUAUCGAUACGGUGAUGACUUCGAGGACUCCUUCGAUAAUGAUGAUGUCUCGAGUAUUGUGGACACAGACAGGAACCUGCGUCGCUAUCCUUCGCAGGGAUCGCAGGAGAGGUUCAUCGACGGCGACGGCCAGUACUCCACCGAGUACGACAGCGGGACGGACUCGAGAGAGGUGGUCAACGCCAGGAUAGAACCAUACCCAGGAGACUUGAGCAAGGCAAAAGAGGAGGAGCCAAAGGAAUCUAAGAUUAUUGAUUUCAAGAUGAAGAGUCGGGCGGAGCAGGCAAAGGCUGAGAGCGAUGCCCAGGCACCCCCGGGGGGAGGGAGACCAGCGGACUCUGCAGCAUCUAAAGAAAUGAAAAUGAUGAAUUUCCAAUCAAGGAUGAAGCAAAUGACUGCAGAUGCAACUGUAUCUGCAGCAGAAAAGGCUGAAAGAAGCACGGAGAAACCUGAAGGCCAGGUACAGGCUCUGCCUGCUGAGAAAGCACCUGAGGGCCAAGAGCAGACACAGGCUGAACCCCCGCAGCCUCCUGUCCAGGCUCAGACAGAUGGCCAAACGCCACCUCAAGCCGAGGUCGAUCAGGGUCAAAUGAAAGCUCAGAUCCAAAAAGAGAAACAGCUUAAUUUUGAGGCAAAGUUGAGGCAGGCGCAGGAAGGCCGGGCAGGUCAGCCAGCCCCGACUCAGAGUGUCCCGACCACCGAGACACCUCAGUCUCGGCCAACACAACCACAACAGGUAAAUAGGCAGAGCUCCUUCGAAGAAAAAAUGCGCCAGAUGAAAGGAAUGCUAAAACUACCGGCGCUUCCCUCAUCCCUACCCUCUUCCAUACCCAUCAAGAUUCCUGAUAUAGCGAGAGGUUCAUUGCCUAACCCUCUGGCCAAGGUUACAGUGCCGUCCAGCAGACCUGCUCAGGAAGCGCAGGUCAAGAAGCCCGUGCAAUCGGAGGCGGAAAAGGUGACCACCAACGUUCUCGUUGGAUUUUUAUCGCCCAUUUAUCAUAAUUUACACAAAAAAAAAAAAAAGUUGCUGCAUGUUUACCACAGUCUGCCUAAGCUGAAACAUCCACGUGGUUUACCGGAAUUCUUUUUUCCAGCACUAUUUCUCUGCUCGAGCUUGCGGGACACCUAAAUUUAUAGGCUUUAAUUAGAGAUGGGUUAGAUGUAAAAUAUCAGGGCAGUUCAUUCUCAUCUAAAAGU
Molecule: messenger RNA, 3884 nt
Organism: Penaeus monodon (black tiger shrimp)
Lineage: Eukaryota; Metazoa; Arthropoda; Malacostraca; Decapoda; Penaeidae
Exons: 20
Coding region: 1-3816 (1271 amino acids)
Biological process (GO): synaptic vesicle maturation; synaptic vesicle priming; dense core granule priming
Cellular component (GO): synaptic vesicle membrane; presynaptic active zone cytoplasmic component; presynaptic membrane
Molecular function (GO): syntaxin-1 binding; calmodulin binding; diacylglycerol binding
Source: RefSeq, a predicted model, not a curated record